CUUUUGCAAAAAAAUAAAAAUAAAAUAUAAGUAUUAUCCCUCUAUUAUUACCUGCCUUUCAAAUACAAUCUUCGUCCCAACCAAAGAACUGAAAAGUGAAAACUGAACAAAUCAGCUCGGCCGGUUAGCCGGGAGAUGAGAAGCACCACCACUCUUCUCAUGCUUAGCUCCUCCGUUUCCACCACUCCUCCACCUCUUCCCAAACACACUCUACCUACUACUAACCCUAAACAACCCUCCAAACAAUCAAAACCACCACCACCCCCAUCCUCCUCGUCUUCUUCUCACUCUCACUCUCAUCGUCCUCCUCUUCUAUCCACUGUCAGGUGGGGGGAACGUCGCCAGAGCCACAAUCGGAUCAACUACUAUGCCGAACUAGCUUCGAAGCUCGUGGAAGAUGGCAGGUUCGAGGAUUUUUUCAUGAUUGUGGAGACGGUUACUAGCGGCGGCGGUAGUUCUGCUUUGAAGCCUGUCGAAUUUGCAGCACUGUUGAAUUCGGACCUUGUUUCUAAGGGGAUUUUGAGUGUGAUUGAGAGCGAUGGGGGCGUGAGGAAUCUGAUCAAAGUGUUAACCGGUUUUCAGAAAUUAGGGAUUGGUGGUGCUGGUGCAGUGGAAGUUUUUCUGUCCGAUAGAUCUCUUAUGGAGGCAAUUGGACGAGAAUCCAUGAAGAUUUUGAAAUGUGGUGGUGUGGCGGAGGUUGUUGAUCUCAUGGAAACGCUGUCUGGAUUUCAUAUAUCUAUCGAAGAUGUUGUGGAACCAAUUGAGGUUAUACGAAACUGUGUCGACAAAAGAAAUCCACAUGCGGCCAUAAGAUACUCGGGCUUGUGUACCCACUCCGAUGAGAUAUUCUGUACUGCAAUUCAUGAAUUUGGAAAGAGAGCAGAUAUGGCAUCUGCACUAACUGUUUUUGAAGCAUCCAAACACAAUCUGGGUUGUGUAAAUAUGUAUGCUUAUCGCACAAUCAUAGAUGUAUGUGGUCUUUGUUGUGACCAUUUGCAAUCUAGGUCCAUAUAUGAGGAGUUAAGUGCUGAAAACAUCAACCCAAAUCUGUAUGUAUUCAACAGUCUUAUGAAUGUAAAUGCCAGUGACCUGAGCUACACGAUGAAUAUAUACAAACAUAUGCAAAAUGUGGGCGUUACUCCAGAUACGGCUUCAUACAAUAUCCUUCUAAAAUCAUGCUGCCUUGCUGCUAGAGUGAUUUGGCCCAGGAAAUUUACAGUGAGGUAG
This is a messenger RNA of Lactuca saligna, 1227 nucleotides long. The record is from the annotation of a GenBank genome assembly. Lineage: Eukaryota; Viridiplantae; Streptophyta; Magnoliopsida; Asterales; Asteraceae.